CCGCUUCCGCCGGUGAGGAGCCCCGGGCCGUAGUCAUGAGUCGCUUCAAGUUCGUGGGUGGAAGAGGGGAGAUCAAAGAGCCUGCCCUGCACCUGCUAAUUCUCAAGUACCUUCAGCUCAAAAUUACCAGUAUGCCAAAGCUUAUUUUGGGGUAGCAUGUUCUGAACCAAGGUGAAGCAGCUUUUCAUCAAAGGAUAGAAAGCAGCUCUAACAACAGGCUGAGGAAUACACUUCAGACAGACUAUAUGUCAGAAAGAAAAGGACUUAGGGCCCUAAGUCACAAGAGACUUGCAGAAAAGGGAAGAAACUGGUGCCUGAACCACUGCAGGAUAUCCAAAAUUCCAAGGCUCACCUGCGUCCAAAGCUGAAUAUAGAUCUUUGAAGUACAGUGUGACCUAGGGCCUGAAGGACUGAUCCACAUCAGGAAGAGGUAGGUUCCCAGAGGAAGUGGUACCACCUGAAAUUGGCCUCAACUGGUGUCUGCCUCAGGAUAUUGGUAUCAACUUGACAGAUCCUAUGUUCAGAGGAAUUUAUAGGGGGGUUCAAAAGCAUCAAGAUGACUUACAGGAUGUAAUACAGAGAGCUGUCCAAGUUGGUGUUAAAAAGUUUAUGAUUACAGGCGGAAAUCUACAAGACAGUAAAGAUGCACUGCAUUUGGCACAAACAAAUGAUAUGUUUUUCAGUACCGUUGGAUGUCAUCCUACAAGAUGUGACGAAUUUGAAAAGAAUAAUCCUGAUCUUUAUUUAAUGGAGUUGCUAAAUCUUGCUGAAAACAACAAGGGGAAAGUUGUAGCAAUAGGGGAAUGUGGACUCGAUUUUGACCGACUACAGUUUUGUCCCAGAGAUACUCAACUCAAAUACUUUGAAAAACAGUUUGAACUGUCAGAACAAACAAAAUUACCCAUGUUUCUUCACUGUCGAAACUCACAUGCUGAAUUUUUAGACAUAAUGAAAAGAAAUAGAGAUCGGUGUGUAGGUGGAGUAGUGCAUUCAUUUGAUGGCACUAAGGAGGCCGCGGCCGCUUUGAUUGACUUGGAUCUCUAUAUAGGAUUUAAUGGUUGCUCACUGAAAACUGAGGCUAAUUUGGAAGUUUUGAAAUCAAUACCUAGUGAAAAAUUAAUGAUUGAGACUGAUGCACCUUGGUGUGGAGUCAAAAGUACACAUGCUGGUUCAAAAUUCAUAAAAACUUCCUUUCCUACCAAAAAGAAGUGGGAAAAUGGGUACUGUUUGAAAGACAGAAAUGAACCCUGCCACAUAAUUCAAAUUCUGGAGAUAAUGUCAGCAGUGAGAGAUGAGGAUCCACUGGAAUUGGCCAACACAUUAUAUAACAACACCAUUAAAAUAUUUUUUCCUGGCAUGUAAUCUUCCAUGUUCCAUCACAUAUGUAAUAUUUCAUGGUAAAAUUUACUGGAAGUUUCAAUAAAGAAAUUCUCUGGAAGUUGUUCUAAAAGGUCUUCUACAUAACUAUACAUCAUCCCCUUCGUUUUUAUCCAAAGACAAAUCAGGAUUUCUUAAAUGUCACUUCAUAUCUUAGCUUAAAACAAAACCUCCAAGUAUUUAAUUUUGUAAUCUCUUCAAAAGUCCAAGAGGACAACUUUAUGUCAACGCUACAAA
Molecule: messenger RNA, 1614 nt
Organism: Hipposideros armiger (great roundleaf bat)
Lineage: Eukaryota; Metazoa; Chordata; Mammalia; Chiroptera; Hipposideridae
Gene: TATDN1
Product: TatD DNase domain containing 1
Exons: 13
Coding region: 517-1362 (281 amino acids)
Cellular component (GO): cytosol
Molecular function (GO): 3'-5'-DNA exonuclease activity
Source: RefSeq, a predicted model, not a curated record